Messenger RNA from Betta splendens (Siamese fighting fish), 2370 nucleotides. Its product is annotated as complement receptor type 2-like. The record is from RefSeq and is a predicted model, not a curated record. The coding region runs from base 175 to 1842 and encodes 555 amino acids. NCBI's taxonomy places the organism in Eukaryota, Metazoa, Chordata, Actinopteri, Anabantiformes, Osphronemidae. The transcript has 16 exons.
UGCAGCAAAUAAUGCUAUACUGUACGUGAACGUGACCUUUAAUUGAGGACAUGAAAUACGUCACUGCCGAGGCCCCGCCCAUUCCCGUCAUCUACAAAGGAGCCACGGUUCAGUAGCUCGGAUCUUGUUCCCGUGAAAUUGGUCGGAAAGCGGUCAGUGAUUUUAGCUUGCAUCAUGGGAGUAGUGCACUUCCUUCUUCUGAGCGGUGUGGGCUUUGCUAUGAAUGUCCAAGCUCAGAACUGUUCCACACCUCAGCCAGGACCCAACAUGCACAUAAGGGGCGACGACAUUCUCCUGGAAAUGUUUCCUGAUGGGACCAAGGUUUAUUUUGCUUGUGCAGUUGGUUACCAGUCAGCAGGAGGGUCUACACUCAUCACUUGUAAUGCAGGCAAUUGGAGUCCUGUGAGGCUGAGAUGCGAGAGGAAAAGCUGUGGCUCUGUUGGAGAAGUGCCCCAUGGACAAAUACAUUACCAAAAUGGGGCUGAGUUUGGUGAUAAAGUUAUAAUCACAUGUGACCUUGGUUACAUAUUGGUUGGUAGAGGUGAUAUGACCUGUGAGGACCAAGGCUGGAGUGGCAGGUUGCCUGUAUGUGAAGAAGUGAUGUGCGAUCCUCCGCCUCCGGUUGUAGAUGGCACCUUCAGUCCGGAAAAUGAAGUGUAUUCAUACAGAGAUGUUGUGCGGUACAGGUGUAAAAAGGAUUACACAUUAAUUGGACCAAAAUCGAGAACAUGUUCAGAAGAUGGAACAUUCAAGCCUGAGGCUCCAACAUGUGCAUUGAUUGAGUGUGAAGAGCCUAAUGUGGUCAAUGCUGACUGGAGUAGGAAUCCCCCUUAUAGACCCGGGGCUGCAGUGACGCUCUAUUGCAGACCGGGAUACGCUCUACAAGGAGAGCAAACACAGCUAUGUGGCAUGAAUGGCCAAUGGUCACCUGGACUUUCAACAUGUGAACCUAAGAGCUGUUCCAGACCCGUGCCACAACCCAACGUGAUCUUAAAGGGCAACAGCACUCUCUUACAAACAUUCCCACAUGGGACCACCGUUUCUUUUGCCUGCGAUGUUGGCUACAAGGCUGCAGGAGGGUCAGAUGUCAUUACUUGUUCUUUGGGAGUUUGGAGUUCUGUGGGGCUAAAAUGCCAGAGGAAGAACUGUGGCACUGCCGGAGAAGUGACACAUGGCCAAGUUGUUUAUCCUGAAGGGACUGAGUUUGGCCAUAAAGCUAAGAUUACAUGUAACACUGGUUAUAAAUUGGUUGGUAAAGAUGAAAUUAUUUGUGAAGAUCAGGGCUGGAGCAGCAGGUUGUCCAUAUGUGAAGUGGUGACUUGUGAUCCUCCGCCUCAGAUUGUAGAUGGCACCUUCAGUCCGGAAAAUGAAGUGUAUUCAUACAGAGAUGUUGUGCGGUACAGGUGUAAAGAUGGUUAUACAACACUUGGCUCUAAAUCAAGAACGUGUUCAGCAGAUGGAACAUUCACUCCUGAUGCUCCGACAUGUGCCUUGAUUGAAUGUGAAGAGCCUCCUGUGGCCAAUGCUGACUGGAUUAAGAACCCCCCUUAUAAACCGGGGUCUGCAGUGAAAUUCCAGUGCCGAUCUGGAUACACUCUACAAGGAGAGCAAACACAGACAUGUGACAUAAGUGGUCAGUGGUCACCUAAACUUCCAACAUGUGAACAAAAUAGACAUACCUUGCACUUAAUACUGUGUUUCUUGGCAGGUCUCUUGGUUGGUAUUUUAGUCACACUACUGGUCAAGUUAGUGAUGGAGAGAAAACGCUCUCGAAAAAACGUUCAUAACCAAAAUGAAACAAAGCAGUCCAGUGAGCUCCAAGCUCUCUCAGUAAGAAGCUGAUCUCAGUUGCUUCAGGUCUCUCACAAGUCCUUCUGAAGUCAACUGGUGGCGAAGACGAAUGAAGAUCUGAAUGCUGUGUCAGUUAAGGAUCACUCAAUAAUCCUUGUGUGCCUCUUUUCUUUAAUAAUGAAAUGCAUCUUUGGCAGGGAACAUCUUUCCUGUUGCACCAAUUAGUUUAGUGAUGUUUUCUUUUGUUUGUUUUUUUACAGCAUCAUGAAACACGUGAUUCUGUUUUAAAAAACAAAUUAUUUGCACUGCAUGUUACUGCUCAGCUGGUCAUUCUAUGUAGCCCUGUUAUGAACAGGACUUUAAACUAUAUUUAGUAUUCACUAAGGAAUGUGUUAUGUGUUAUCAAUAUGUACAAAAUGCUAAGCAAUGGUUAGUGCCUUGCUGAUUUAUCACAUUCAAUUCCAGCGUCUUUUUACUGUGAAGAUUAGAAGGUAGUAUGUUUUCUACCUUAUUUCUUUUUGACAGUGCCAAUUUCUGCUUUUUGCUGUAUUUUUAUUUAUUAAAUAUUGUCAGAAUGUC